ACGUGAGAGGGGGGAUCUAUGUCGCCGGCGUUGGGUUUCAGCAUGGUGGUUUUUGGCAAAGGUGUUUUGGCUAGUAGUUUUAAGCCGGGAAGGGAGGGGGAAUUCGAGUUGGGUAUGGUGGUUUAGAGGAGGGACGUGGGCACCGGCAUAGGGCAGGGAGGUUGUGCGGCGGCGGCGCGGUGGGGAGAGCAGUUGGGAGCCGGAGACGAGGGGUAAGGCUAGGUGGCGGUUAUGGGAGGGCGAGAUAGUGGCUGGCAAGUAAGUGGUGGUGGUUUUUUUUUUUUAAUAAUUUUUGUAAAAAGUUUUUUUAAAUUACUUAAUUAAUUAAUUAAAAUAAGAGUCCAUUAGAGGCUGCCACGUGGCUUAAUUAACUAAUAAUGACUAACGGAGUAAAGGAAAAGGGGAUGUUAUGACAUUUUUGUUAAACUCAGUGGUAUAUGGUGAAAUUAAAAGUUUUCGAUGGUAUAUGGUGAAUUAAGUGAAAACUCAGUGGUAUAUGGUGAAAAAACCGUUGAUUUGUUUAUAAUCAUGCCAUGAUGACUAGAAAAUAGACCCCACAAUAGUUGAUUUAUUUACAAAUAUGUCAUGAUGAUUAGGCAAAAAUUGUUGAUUCAUUUACAAUUUUGCCAUUUGAUAAACGAAUGUUGUUUAACAAAGAGAUAAAUUGGGCUUCCUCAUUAUUCUAAAGCGAAGAAAGUAAGAGAAAAUCUUUCAAAAAAAAAAUAAAAAAUAAGUAGAUAUCCUUGCUUUUCAAAUCUGGACCAAAUUUCUGUCAGCCCACCAAAAACAACAACCUCACUAUCCAGCCCACUCAGUAAGACCCAGUCCACCUCAAUGACUACGGACUUGAGUCACUUGACUAACCCGAACAACGUCUCACCGUCGCACACAACUUCUAUACCGGAAUUGAUGAGAGAGAAACACAAAAUCAGUGAUCAAGUAAAAUUGCGAUGAACUGUAGAUCGAUCGUCGGAAUUUGGCCGAAGAAUCCGCCGUCUCACCGCAUCACCGCCGUCGCUGUUAUCGACAAACCGUUGUCUCUUUACACCGGCGCCUCCGACGGCUCCGUCGUCUGGUGGCAUUUCUCCGACGAUACCUCUUCUCCGAAGAUUAAACCUGUUGCUAUGUUAUGUGGUCAUGUUGCGCCAAUAGCUGAUCUUUGCGUUGCUUAUCCUCUUUUACCUUCAUUAGAUGAAAAGGUUGAUAAUGAUGAUAGUGGUGUAGGGUUUGACAGUCUGCCCGGCAGCGAUCAGGCUGCAUUAGUAAGUGUGUGUAGUGAUGGUUUAUUGUGUGUUUGGAGUCGAGGGAGUGGACAUUGUAGGUGUCGAAGGAAGUUGCCUGCUUGGGUUGGCAGUCCAUCCAUUGUUCAGGCAUUGCCGGCAAAUAGGAGAUAUGUAUGUGUGGCUUCGUGUUUUGCUGAUAAUUCACGUAGUUCGGACGCUGAAAAUGUGGAUUCGACUGAAGGGGGUGAGGUUCCUGGGGAUGAGGAAUCUUUGAGCAAAAAACCACUGAAAUGUACUAUUAUUAUUGUUGAUACAUAUUCCCUCAAUAUUGUGCAAACUGUAUUUAAUGGGCAAUUGUCGAUUGGGCCACUAAAGUUCAUGACCCUAGUUGAGUUUAUUGAUGACAAACAAAAGCAUUCCGCUCUUGUAAUUGAUUCAUUUGGUAAAAGUCAGUGUAUUCCAUUGGUUAAAGACUAUAAUCUGGAAGAGGGUGGGGUGAAGCUGCAUCAAAGUUCUUCUCUUGUGAAUAACAGGCCUUAUGAAGGAGAAUUGGUAUUAUCUGUAGCCACUUUUGGGCAAUUGUUUGGAUUAGUGUAUAAAACCGGCUGCAUCUUUUUCUUAGUUUCCAGUGCUAUGGUAAUUGGAGUCAUUUCUUUUGAAGACAACCAUCGUGGUGGAGCUGAUUUCAGUGUAUCACGUGUCGCUGGAGGCAUGUUUUUCACUUCUGACCAUACUUGUACUUCAGAGUCCGGAAAUGUUCACAAUGUCAUAGGUUUGAAAUUUUCUGUGUGGGAUGAGAGAGGAUCAGCCAUCAUAUACGAGUUAUCUUAUGUGGGUGACACUUUCAAGUAUGAGGUUGUAAAUCAGAUACCUGCUACUGCUUGUCCGGUGAAUGUGAAAUUGUCAAGUAAGUUUGUUCAAUUGCAACAAAACUUUCUUCGAAUUGAAUCAAUUUGCUUUCAUAAUGAGGAGCCUUCCUUGUGGAGACCUCGUGUAACUAUAUGGUCACUGCAUCAGCUGCCUGAUGACCACGAGAGCUUUGGCAAAAUCUGUAGGUUACUUGGAGAAGGGGACUUCCUUGACGAUUGGGCUGAUGAAUCAAGUUAUGUGAUAAACUCUGAGGCCUCAAAGCAUACUCCUGGAGUGUCUCCUUUGACUACAAUGGCUAGUACUCUAGACCAGGUAGUUGCAGGCACUUUGCACAAAGAUGAUCAAGAUUGCACAAAAGAAAAUAUUGUUUCUUCAACAAUGAUUAUAUCACUAUAUGCUCAUACCCCGUAUGCAAUUGUGUAUGGCUAUCAUAGCGGUCUAAUAGAGCUAGUCCAGUUCAACUUCUUGGCGCAGGAAAUAAACUCUGAUGCAUCCAAAAAACAAUUUUUGGGACACAAAGGGCCAGUUUUAUGUUUGGCAGCGCACCAGAUGACAGGGGCUUCCACUGAGCAGGUAUGCAGCAAUGUUCUAUUGUCAGGGAGCAUGGAUUGCACACUUCGUGUAUGGGAUCUUGAGACUUGCAAUACAAUUAUGGUGCUGCACCACCAUGUGGCCCCUGUUCGCCAAAUAAUCCUGCCACCAUUGCAAAGUUAUCAUCCGUGGAAUGAAUGUUUUCUCUCUGUUGGUGAGGACUGUUGUGUUGCCCUUGUGUCUCUUGAGACUUUGCGUGUUGAAAGAAUGUUUCCAGGACAUCCUAGCUAUCCUCUGCAAGUGGUAUGGGAUGGUGUGAGAGGUUAUUUGGCUUGCCUUUCUCAGAAUCUGUCAGUAGCAUCAGGUACAAAGGACGCCUUAUACAUAUGGGAUAUGAAGGCUGGUUCUAGAGAGCGGGUUUUGCGCAGUGCAGCAGCUCACUCAAUGUUUAAUAACUUUUGCAAAGGUGUUAACAUAUCUGGGCAUGCAUCCAAUUAUAAUACCUCGAGAUCCUCAUUGAUCCCAUCAUUGACAGAACAAGGAAGCUCGUUGCCAUCUAAUCUAGAAAGCCGUGUGUCUGUUUCAUUCAGUGAAAUAAAUCUGACAGAGCGCAGCUCGUCAUCACUCAGUAGUAGUAGUGCCAGAUCUGUUAAACUAAGUACAGGAAACCAUGAAAAGCUUCCAAUUAGAUGUUCCCGUCCAAUAUCUGGAAUUGCAAUUCUAAGUUUUGACCUUUCAGCUUUGUUAUCUCCUGAUGUUUUUGGGGAUGUUGAAGGAAACAAAUCAGAUGCCCCUCUAAAUGAAUCACAGGUAUCAAUUAAUUCCGAGCUGGGGACUAUGUCAAAUUAUUCUGUUGAGCAAGGGAAUCUUCGAGAUAUGACGAAGAUUAAUCAAUGCAUUGACUCAUUUAGAUUAAGCUUACUGCAAUUCAGCCUCUCAUUUUUGCAUCUAUGGGGUGUCGAUGUUGAACUUGAGCGCUUACUUAUGAUGGAAAUGAAUAUAAAAAGAUAUGAAAACGUUAUGUUGGCUCCUGGUUUGGAAGGGGAUGGAGGAUCUUUUACAAUAACAUUCCCUGCUUUCAGUUCUGCUCUUCAGCUUUGGAAAUCAUCAUCAAAAUUUUGUGCACUGAGGUCAUUGACAAUGCUGUCCCUUGCCCAGAGCAUGGUUAGCUUGUCCCACUCUUGUUCAGGAGCCAGCAGUGCUUUAUCUGCAUUCUAUACACGUAAUUUCGCUAAGAAAGUUCCUGGUGUGAAGCCUCCAUCACUACAGCUAUUGGUCAGCUUCUGGCAAGAUGAAGAUGAGCAUGUUCGUUUGGCUGCCAGAUCUUUAUUUCACUGUGCUGCUUCAAGGGCUAUCCCUCCACCCUUGUGUUGCUUGAGAACAACUGAACACACGAAUACUGUAAACUCUGUAGGUCAAGUGGGAGAAAGCGAAUUGGUAAAUGAGAAAAAGACAGGAACCCAGGCUAGCUGUCUGCAUGCUGAAAGGUCUGCAGAAAUUCAAGGGGCAUCUUUGCAAGUUGAAGAAGCUGAGAUACAGAAAUGGCUUGAAUCUUAUGAACUGCAGGAUUGGAUUUCUUGUGUUGGUGGAACAAGUCAAGAUGCGAUGGCAUCUCAUAUUAUUGUUGCAGCAGCUCUAGCUGUUUGGUAUCCAAGUCUUGUAAAACCCAGCCUUGCCAUGUUGGUCGUCCAUCCACUAAUAAAACUAGUCAUGGCUAUGAAUGAGAAAUAUAGUUGUACAGCUGCUGAACUCCUAGCUGAAGGCAUGGAGACAACAUGGAAAGCAUGUAUAGGUGCUGAAAUUCAUAGUUUUAUUGAGGACAUUUUCUUUCAAAUAGAAUGUGUAAGUGGUGCUUCUGCGAAUACUUCAUCUGUGGCUGCAGCUGUACCUCCUAAACUUCGGGAAACUUUAGUCAACAUUCUUCUUCCAAGUUUAGCAUUGGCAGAUAUACCUGGAUUUCUGAGUGUAGUCGAAGGCCUUAUUUGGUCUACUGCCUCUGAUUCACCAGUUCAUAUAGUAUCCCUUAUGACUUUCAUUAGGCUCAUGCGUGGUUCGCCCAGAAACUUAGCUCAGUAUCUAAAUAAGGUGAUCAACUUCAUCUUGCAAACAAUGGAUCCUGCCAAUACAGUUAUGCGCAAGACUUGCCUCCAGAGUUCAAUGGCAACUUUGAAAGAGGUUGUACGUGUUUAUCCAAUGGUUGCUCUCAAUGAUACCUCUACACGCUUAGCUGUUGGAGAUGCUAUUGCAGAGGUUAACAAUGCAAGUAUUCAUAUUUAUGACAUGCAAAGUGUCACGAAAAUCAAGAUUCUUGAUGCAAGUGGACCCCCCGGACUCCCAACUUUGUUUUCUGGAGCUCCUGAAACUGUCCUUUCUGCAAUAUCUACAUUGACCUUUUCACCAGAUGGGGAGGGACUGGUUGCUUUCUCUGAGCAUGGUUUAAUAAUAAGAUGGUGGUCAUUGGGAUCUGCAUGGUGGGAAAAGCUAAGCCGCAACUUUACUCCCAUACAAUGCACUAAACUUAUAUUUGUUCCGCCAUGGGAAGGCUUCUCACCUAAUUCUUCUAGGGCGAGCAUAAUGGCAAACAUUACUGGUAGACAGGCAAAUUCACAGGUACAUGCUCGGUCAAGUGAUGUGGACAGUUUAAAUCUUUUGCUUCACAAUCUUGACCUGUCCUACCACUUAGAAUGGGUUGGGGAUCGCAAGGUCUGCUUGACAAGGCAUGGGCAAGAGUUGGGGACCUUUCUUUUGUAGCUUCCACAGAAAGUUAUGGGCCAUGGAAGGUAUGCAUCCUUCGACACAGGGAUUGACAAAAGAAAUGUGAGAAUGGUUACCACUAGCAAUUGUUGACCCUGUGACGUUUUUCGGUUUUUGUGAUGUCCAUUUUGGAAGGUCUCAUGGCUCAACAUGAGUGAGAAAAUAUAACUUGGAUUGUUGAAGAGACUCUUAGGUUGAUGAUAUCGUAAAUAGACUAGAGACAAUACAAUUCAUUUUUGGUCUGAAUUUUCGCUAAUUCUUCAACUCUGUUAGCCCUUCUUUGCUUCUUGAUUUUGCUUGCUUUCCCUUUGUUUCUUACGGUAUUACUUUAGUAAUUUUUUUUUUUUUUUUUAGAAUACUAUUACUUUAGUAAUUUGUUACAUUGACUUUUGUGGUCUAAAGAUAAUAAUAGAAUUAUAAUGUUUAUAUUAUCUAUAUUAGUUCUCCUAUUAAU
Messenger RNA from Chenopodium quinoa (quinoa), 5832 nucleotides. RefSeq lists its product as uncharacterized. Bases 951 to 5375 code for a protein of 1474 amino acids. Gene Ontology annotation, cellular component: cytoplasm. Gene Ontology annotation, molecular function: protein binding. The record is from RefSeq and is a predicted model, not a curated record. The transcript has 9 exons. NCBI's taxonomy places the organism in Eukaryota, Viridiplantae, Streptophyta, Magnoliopsida, Caryophyllales, Amaranthaceae.